AUGGUCAACAUCUUCGAGGUGUUCCUUCCCCAACUGUUGCGCUACCCCAAUCCCACGGAUCCCUUGAACGGCGAAGCUGCAGCCUUGAUGAUGAGGGAACCAAAGAGCUACGAAGCCAAGGUCAAGGGUGAGAACAAUUUUAUGUGUUUGACACAAAGAACACGACUAAUAUUUGUCANNGAAUACGUUUCCAAAUAUGCAUCAAGAGAAGCGGCCGAAGAUGCUGGCGAAGACUCGGACGAUGACGACGAGAUGAGCAGCGUAGGCAGUUUCGACUCUGGCGACGACGACGAGCCCGCGGGCAACAUGGACGAGAUCUGA
This is a messenger RNA of Aureobasidium musti, 321 nucleotides long. The record is from the annotation of a GenBank genome assembly. Lineage: Eukaryota; Fungi; Ascomycota; Dothideomycetes; Dothideales; Saccotheciaceae.